AUUUCUGAACAAGCAGGCAGGUCCACAUUUUCACACUUAGCCUACCCAGGACAGAAAAGAGGAACCUUGACUGGUCUCUCUGAAAUGUUCAUUUUUGGCAAGCCCACACGAACGCUUUUAACCAUAAGAAGUCAUAAUAUACAGAGAGACAGUCAGAUGGAAGAGGAAGACAUACAUAGACGCCAGAGACAAAAAUAUUGCCUCAUAAUUUAAGAUCUGCUGUGGAUUUACCCAGAGCGAGAAGAAGAAGAAGAAGAUGUUGAUGAAGCAAUAUCAUGAUAUCUAAUUAACAACAUACUAUAAGGAUGUACAGGGACAGGUUUACCCCGUUCCACCAUCCUGAAGCAUUACCAUCUCAAAACAAAGAACGCCUAGGAAACAUUGAUUAUUGAUAUGGAUAAAUAACAGAGCAAUACCUUGGGUUAAAAAGGGCCAAUCCCGACCAGGGGCUCUACCUUCCUGACGUUCCCCAGGAAUCAUGAAUCCCAGUUGGGCUCUUUUCUGUGCUGUUCUCCCACUCCUGGUUUCCUGCUCUGGUCCAGAUUACUUUACUCUCAAUGAGAGCAGCUUCCGUGUGUCACCUGUGUUGGAGUCACUUCAGUGCUAUAAUGACUACCAAUCCAAAGUCGAUUGCCAGUGGAGGGAGGAUCUGAGCAACAAGAAAAACAUGACCUUGGAACUCUGGAACUGGAAUCCCUAUGAAAAGAGGGAUUCCCCUCGACGGACCACCCGGUGUGAGCCCCUCGAUGGACCACCCGGCCCUCAUGAUGACGUUAAAAAUCUGACGCUGAUGCGAUGCCGAUUCAACACUUCCCUUUUUGCUAUCGCAAUCAACCAUACGUUCUUCUUCAAAACCCUGACAGCCACUUCCUGUUUCUCAUCACACCGCAGUCUGAUCCUGUCCCAGCAAUUGAGAGUGCAUCCGCCGGUCGAUCUGUCUGUAAAUAUUUCGGAGAAAGGAGACCGGCUGAUCCAGUGGUCGAGCCCCUACCCAGCCUCAUCUCGUCUCAGCCACAAUCUCACCUACCAGCUGAACUACAGGAUAGAGGGCCAGGACAGUUGGAAAAGUGAGACGUUGAACGAAACCCAUCUGGAACUCUGGAAUGAACAUCUGGAUCUUCCAGUACAUCAACGAGGUUGCUGGUACGAAGCCCGGGUGAGGGCGAAGGUAGUGACCAGGGGACUCUGGAGCGAGUGGAGCCCCCUAGUGACGUGGAAGACUCCUGAAGCCAAGGACCAGACUCCCAGCAUGCAGUGCGUGCUAGACGGGGAGGAGAAAGUGACGUGCAGCUGGGAGGUGAUGAAGGAGAAGGCUCAGUUCAUAACCUACCAUGUGGAAUGCCAACACAAGCAUCAAAACACCAUCGCCAAGAGGUGCUGUGUUCACAAGGAGGUCACGCGAAUCAACCGCCACAAUGAGGCGCUGUUGAGGUACAGCUGCUCCCUGACCUCCUCUUAUCUGGAACACCUCAAGCUGGAACUCAUCCCGGAGCUCAACGCAAAGUCAUUCAAUGCCAGCCAAAAUAUCAUUCCAAAUCCCCCAGUGGCAGUCAAAGUGACAGAGGAAGGAAGGUACUGGAAGGUUGAAUGGAAGAAACCUACCUCAGUACCGGUCCUCAGUCAUGAGGUCCGAUACUGGAACCCACUUAAUAAGAAGAACCCUCAGCUUAAGAACAUAGCGCAAGGAAUGACAUCCCUGCUCAUCGAUGGCACCUCCCUGGAGCCCGCCCAGCGCUACAAAGUCCAGGUUAGGGCCCUGCUCCCCAAAGGAGGCUUAACCUACACCGGGGGCCCCUCUGAAUGGACCGAACCACAGGAGUGGGACUCAGGCUCCGCCUGGUCUCGUGAGACCCUCCUCUACGUCGGACUUUGUGUGCUGGCAGCGCUCCUCUGCAUUGCUCUCUUCUUCGGCGUAAACACUGGUCGAAGGAAAGUGUUGGCGUGGUUAGAGUCUGGCCCUUCUCCAAACAAGAGUAAACUCUUUUUACAGAGCAAGAAUUUUUCCUGCCAGCCUGUUAUACACGAGGAAGAGAUCAUGGACGUCUGUAGGGUCAAUCACCUGGACAGCUUCUCCUCUUGUUCUUCUACUGAAGCUAAGCUGGACAAGAAAUGUGAAUGGCAGAUGUCCUUCUCUGAGGACGAAGGCUGUUUGGACUGCGAUCGCCUGCCUUCGCCCAACAGUUGCGACCAGAUGAACUGCUCGGCCACUUCAGCGCUCAGCUUCAACGGCCCCUACAUCAUCUGUAAGGGUACACCGGAAUCACCCCAGGUUUCCGUGGCCGACCAGCAGGAAGUCAAAGACAAGGACGUCCCCUCUUGCAUCGGUUCUCAGCUGACUGCUGUCCUCCCGGAACCAAUGCCUCCGACCGUUUCUCAUUCCAGAGAUGAUUACGUCCUUCUACCCAAUCCUGGUCUGUCCAAGUCCACUGAGGAGCUCGUAACUCACGGCAACCUCAACAACAACUACCACACAACAAAGGUAGAAGGUUCUGAAAGGACUGGACAAGGCUUAAAGGGAGAAGAGCAGAGCCCCACAGUACUUCUGCUGGGCCAUAACGAGGGCGAGCCACCGUCUUACACACCAAUGCAGUUCCCCAUUGCUCCCCAAGGGGGCACUGUUCAGCCCUCUGGAUACUGCUUUCUUCCUUCAACUAUUCCCAUGUAGUAUGCCACUGCAAUGCUGCUACAAUGCAGUGUUAUGCUCUUUUUAUUUUCAUUGCGUACAGUGUAGUUAAUUUGGAAGGAUAAGGGAUUUUGGAUGAUAUUCAUUUCUUAAGGUAAUAUUUGUCGCAUCAUUAAAAUCUCUAUUUUAGAAUCGAGUAACAAGCUAAAGUGAUACUUUUUAUUUUUUCCGCUGCACUUUGCAUAGCCUCCCCAAGUAUUUACAUUUACAUGUUGAUUAUUAGUGAUGCUGUAGGUAAGCUGUUGUAGCUGUAAAGAGAGACAGAGCAGAACAGCGGAAGAGAGGAAGGUUUGGAAAUUACCUUGGGAAAAACUGUUCACCAACCGUAACCUUUUAGAGAUUUUGAGGUCACAUAUGUCUGUUAUAAAAAGGUAUACACAAAUGCAACAGCAUGUGUUUGCAUUCCUUGGACACAUACAUUUACACCCUAACCCUUGCUUCUUUUUUAAAUGCACUCCCUGUACGAUCACGCGCUCACAGACCUGAGGUCUGUGUUUCAGCUUUGACAAUAGGUCAACGUGGGGCUGCACACCUGUCUGGAAAAGAUGUUGUCAAUUGUAGUCCGAAGAAGAACAUUUUGUGCCAAAAAUGAUAUAGCACAUCACAUAGAAUAUAUAUAGGCACUACCCUAACAUGGAUUUAAGAUUGUAAACCAGAUGGGCUAUUUAUAAGUGUGUCAGACCUAACCAGAGCAGUUUUUUGGUUGCUCAGAAUGUGUAAUGCUAAUAAAGCCAUCCAGCGUGUUCAAUUGUA
Molecule: messenger RNA, 3436 nt
Organism: Gadus morhua (Atlantic cod)
Lineage: Eukaryota; Metazoa; Chordata; Actinopteri; Gadiformes; Gadidae
Gene: csf2rb
Product: colony stimulating factor 2 receptor subunit beta
Exons: 16
Coding region: 479-2665 (728 amino acids)
Biological process (GO): cytokine-mediated signaling pathway
Cellular component (GO): external side of plasma membrane
Molecular function (GO): protein binding; cytokine receptor activity
Source: RefSeq, a predicted model, not a curated record